Messenger RNA from Trichomonas vaginalis G3, 2091 nucleotides. RefSeq names its product guanylate cyclase protein. NCBI's taxonomy places the organism in Eukaryota, Parabasalia, Trichomonadida, Trichomonadidae. The record is from RefSeq and is a predicted model, not a curated record. Gene Ontology annotation, molecular function: peptide receptor activity; guanylate cyclase activity. The transcript has a single exon. The coding region runs from base 1 to 2091 and encodes 696 amino acids. Gene Ontology annotation, biological process: cGMP biosynthetic process; regulation of DNA-templated transcription; receptor guanylyl cyclase signaling pathway.
AUGUUGACACCAAGAGACACAUUCGUUGAAGCAUCAAGGCCUAUCUCUACAAGACGUGAAGAUCAAGAUCGAGAUACAGGUGCUGCUUACAUUGAACCAAACAGAUUUCCAAGAGUUGUUUUCCCUAUUUUAGUUUUGUUGAAUUCAAUUGCUACGGCAAUUCUUUGGUUGAUUAUGUUCAUUGGAAUGAAAGCAACAAACAAUAACUACAAGAAUCUUAGUUAUUGGGCACAAUUAUCAUCAAUGAGAUUCCCAAGUGUUGUUCAAACAUUGUCAUUAGCUUAUUUGGCUGCUAUCUUAAACGCACAAGGACCAACACCAUACAUUGAUAGUGCAACAAUCCAAGGAUUGAUGAUUGCAUCAUUGAAUGUCGCUGAAGAAGCGAAUUACAAAUUAACAGUCAAUGCAGAAGGAGAAAAUCCAAUUAACAAAUUCUCUGAUUACAUUGAUAAAUUACAUUAUGAUCCAACAUGUGAAGUAAAUAUCACAGAUUCAGAGACAUCAACACAUGAUGCAUAUCAUUGUUUAAGUGGUGAUAUGCUGUUCAUGAUCUUCAACAAACUUGUUCGCGAUGUUUAUCUUGAUUUAGGUACAGGAAUGCCAAUUUUAUCAUAUCCAAGUUUCAUCAAUUUGGAACAUAUCGCUAUCUAUCAUUUGUUGCCUAUUCUUGAGAAUGUAAAUGAUUACAUCAUUGAAGAAUCAACAACAUUAGAUAAUACAUAUGCUGAUAUCACAACAGUAUUGAUGGUUGUCAAUAUUGUUUUAGCAUUGGUUUUCUUCAUUUUGGAACAAUUGGAUCUUCGAAAUCUUCAAGAAUCAUUUGGAGUUUUCCGAAUUUUGAUGUCAAGAAUUCCUCCUUCACAAGUCAUUUCUAAUCCAUCAUUGUUGAAUUUGAUUAUCGGUAAAACGAAAUCAACAAGAAUUCAACAACUUUCAGCAGAAUCGGCUGUCAUUGAUUCAUCUCCUUCAGCAAUUUUCUCAUUGUCAUCAGAACUGACAAUCGAAGCAAUGAACUCAGCUGCAUCAUCAAUGUUCGGAUACACUCCAGAACAGUUGUUAGGUCAAGCACUUUGUUCAUUGAUUCCUAUGUCACAGAACAGCAACACAGCUACAACAACAACAACAUUGUCACAGACACAGACAACAAAUGAAUUGUCUCCUAAUGACAGAUUGUACAGACAAGCACAAUUGAUGAAACAAAAUCAAGCAGCAAUGACAUAUACAUCAAAAAUCCGCGGUUUGAAAGAUGAUGGCACAGAAAUUGUUCUUGAAUCAACAUUGUUGUGUAUGAAUCGCGGAAUGGCAUUUGCAUUGAUUGCUAAUGAUCAAACACAAAUCGAGAGACAAAUGAGACAAGUUGAAGAAGCGAAGAAGUCUGCAGAAAGACUUUUGAAUCAAAUCCUUCCUCCAAUGAUUGUUCAGAAGAUGAAUGCAGGUGAAACCGAAAUUUCAUUCACAGUAAAUUCAGCGACAAUCAUUUUCAUUGAUAUCCAGAAGUUCUCAGAUUACGCGGCCACAUUAACAGCGAGACAAAUCAUGCAGAACUUGGGACGAAUCUUUAAUUAUUAUGAUGAAUUAGUUCCUAAAUUCCCAACAUUGAUUAAGAUCAAAUUAAUUGGUGAUGUUUACAUGGCUGCUGCUGGUUUGUUUAAUCCAGAUGUUUCUCCAGAUGUUCAUGCAACGGAGAUGAUCAACUUCGCUAUUGGUUGUUUGCAUGGUUUAGAAGAAGCUAAUGAAAUUCUUGAAGCAUCUCUUUCAGUUCGAAUUGGUAUCAACACAGGUGGUCCAAUCAUUGCAGGUGUUUUAGGUAUUGAUAAACCAUUGUUUGAUAUCAUUGGUGAUCCUAUCAAUGUCGCAUCUCGUCUUCAAAGUACAGAUAUUCCAAACAUGAUCCAGAUCAGCCAGGCCACAUAUGAUCUCAUCAAAGAUAAAGGAUUCAAUGUUGCAGAACGUGGUAAAAUCUUCUUGAAAGGCAAAGGUGAACAAAUGGCAUAUAUCAUCACUCCGCCAGAGCGACAACGUGUUAUUUCUGCACAAACAAUUCCUUCACAAUUAUCAGUUGGAGCACUUCCUACUGCUGAAGAAAUCUAA